Messenger RNA from Meriones unguiculatus (Mongolian gerbil), 2986 nucleotides. RefSeq names its product cell division cycle 7 (gene Cdc7). Gene Ontology annotation, molecular function: ATP binding; protein serine/threonine kinase activity. Gene Ontology annotation, biological process: protein phosphorylation; mitotic DNA damage checkpoint signaling. The record is from RefSeq and is a predicted model, not a curated record. The coding region runs from base 347 to 2035 and encodes 562 amino acids. Lineage: Eukaryota; Metazoa; Chordata; Mammalia; Rodentia; Muridae. Gene Ontology annotation, cellular component: nucleus. The transcript has 11 exons.
ACUGAGCUUCCCGUUGGCCCUCCCUGACGGCCGCGCGUCCGUCUGUGCUGCUGGUUCCGCCGCGCGGCCGGCCGCCCUCCGCCGGUGUGAGCAGGUCCGCCGCCCGCCGAGCCAUUUCCUCCGGGCCCGUCCCUGCGCCGUCCUCCCCGGCCGGCUCCCGCGGGCUCCGCCGACGCCUCCCCGGGCGGCGGGCGGGCUGAGCGUCCACUCCCCCGAGGCGCUCUCUCGGCGGCGGGCCCGCCCCCCCUGAGCGCCGGCGCCUUCCGCCAGCUGCUCUCCUCCCGGCGCCGUCCGCCCCGCCGCCGGCCUCCGCAUCCCCGCGGGUGCAGCCGAAGCCCGGGCUCACAUGGAGGAGGCCGGGGCCUUGUCCCCGCCGCCCGGCCGCGACGGGUGUCCGGCCGACGACGCUGUGAAGAGAUAUGAGCAGAAUGUCAAACUCUCAGGCAUUAAAAGAGAUAUUGAGGAGCUUUGCAAAGCCGUGCCACAGCUUGUCAGUGUGUUCAAAAUUAAGGACAAAAUCGGAGAAGGCACCUUCAGCUCUGUUUAUUUGGCCACGGCACAGUUGCAAGCAGGACAUGAAGAGAAAAUUGCACUGAAACACUUAAUUCCUACAAGUCAUCCUGUAAGAAUUGCAGCAGAGCUUCAGUGUCUGACCGUUGCUGGGGGCCAAGACAAUGUCAUGGGGGUGAGGUGCUGCUUCAGGAGCGACGACCACGUGGUCAUUGCUAUGCCGUAUCUGGAACACGAGUCUUUCUCGGACAUUUUGAAUUCUCUUUCAUUUCAAGAAGUUCGGGAAUAUAUGUUUAAUCUCUUCAUAGCUUUGAAACGGAUUCAUCAGUUUGGUAUUGUUCACCGUGAUGUGAAGCCCAGCAAUUUUUUAUAUAAUAGACGCCUGAAAAAGUAUGCCUUGGUGGACUUUGGUUUGGCCCAAGGAACCCAUGACACAAAAAUAGAGCUGCUCAAAUUUGUCCAGGCUGAAGCUCGGCAGGAUGGCUGUUCCCGAAACAAGUGCCACGGGGUCAUUGGCCACAAGGGCUCCCUGAGUCGCCCAGCUCCUAAGAACCUGGAUCAGCAGUGCACCACAAGGACUUCUGUCAAAAGAUCCUACGCAAAUGCACAGAUUCACGCUAAGCCAGGAAGAGAUGGAAAGGAGGGGUCUGUAGGCCUUUCUGUCCAGCGCUCUGUGUUUGGAGAAAGGAAUUUCAAUAUACACAGCUCCAUUUCACAUGAGAGCCCCGCAGAGAAAUGCAUCAAGCCGUCAAAGACUGUGGACGUAAUAUCAAGAAAGCUGGCAGCGAAAAAGACGGCCAUCUCUGCGAAAGCUCUGAAUAGCGUGACGAGGAAAGCCGCCAGUUCCUGCCUCACUGUCCUGACGUGCGACUGCUUUGGAACAGAUAGAGUCUGCAGCAUUUGCCUGUCGAGGCGGCAGCAGGUUGCCCCAAGAGCAGGCACACCAGGAUUCAGAGCGCCGGAGGUCCUGACAAAGUGUCCAGACCAGACGACAGCGAUUGACAUGUGGUCUGCAGGUGUUAUCUUCCUAUCCUUGCUCAGUGGGCGGUACCCAUUUUACAAGGCCAGUGAUGACUUGACGGCUUUGGCUCAAAUCAUGACCAUUCGAGGAUCCAGGGAAACCAUCCAAGCUGCUAAAGCUUUCGGCAAAUCAAUUUUGUGUAGCAAAGAAGUUCCAGCACAAGAUCUGAGGAAGCUGUGUGAGAGACUCAGAGGUCUGGACUCUUCCACUCCCAGGUUGGCAGUUGACCCACCAGGGCACGCUUCCGGUGGCCCUGCUUCCGAGAACACUGACCCUCAGGCUUCCCGAGGACAGGCUUCUGCAGCACAGCACUCGGAGGGCUCCUCGAGUGGAGGGGACAAUGCUGGCUGUCCCAGGGUCGUUACUGCCAACACGGAAGGCUGGGACACGGUGCCUGACGUCGCCUAUGACCUGCUGGACAGACUUCUGGAUCUGAACCCUGCCUCGAGAAUAACUGCAGAAGCAGCCUUACUGCAUCCGUUCUUUAGAGACAUGAGCUCUUGAUGGCUGUCCAUCCGCCAGCCCUGCUGUGCUGUGAGGGAGCAGAGGAAGGGGUCCUAAUGAUCCUGGGAUGUCCUUAGCAAGACUUCUGAGUUAAACCUCCAAGGUGGCUCAGGUCUUUUGUUUCCUGGUUUGCUUAGCUGAUGCCUGGGCUUAAGGUCCAGACCAUAAAUGAAUAGCUUCGACCAAGUAAAUGAGGGAAAACCAGUUUUCAGGCCACUGGGUGGUCUGUGCUGUGAGAGAGAGAGAGAGAGAGAGAGAGAGAGAGAGAGAGAGAGAGAGAGAGUGUGUGUGUGUGUUGGGGGGUUGGCUCUUGGUAUAUAGAAGAGUGAUCUUUCCUGUAGGUGUGUAAAUAAACCUAACUUGCACAGAUGUGGGCCUCCACCCAUCAGUCUCCUUGUAAGUGGCAGGGUGCUCAGUGCUGAGUCACUGAGUGCUUGACUAAGUUGCGUGCAUUUGCCAAAUACUGUGCAUAUUGUCAUGAGGCAGAAAGGCUUCUUACUUUUUUCUCACGUCAUCUUAGUUCGUCCAGUUAGGUGCUGCCACAAGAAGGGAGCACAGAAUGGGGACAUGACUGUGGGCCUUGUCUGUCUGGAGCUCCCUGACCUCUGGACUACUGUUCUAAGCUGACCGUGUUUAGAGUCUUAGUGUAUCAGGGAGAAGAAUGAAUUUGUGGUAUUUACACUCGGAGCUGCGUCAAGUCUUUUGGCAUACUAGGCUCCCAGGAGCCACCAGGAGAGACUGCUGAGGAGUCUCUGCUGUGCCAUCACAGACUGUAGGCACUCGUUAUGUUCCUAUUUUGAGCAGGGCUAGAUCAAUGUUUACAUAACCCACCUGAUGUGUAUAUAUAAUAUAUAUUUGUGUAGAUACACACUGUCUUAUGCUGUUAUUUUUUUAAGACUUGAAUAUUUUGGUAUAUGUAUUUAAUAAUAAAUUUUUUCUUUUAGGUUCUUA